Molecule: messenger RNA, 429 nt
Organism: Colletotrichum destructivum
Lineage: Eukaryota; Fungi; Ascomycota; Sordariomycetes; Glomerellales; Glomerellaceae
Exons: 1
Coding region: 1-312 (103 amino acids)
Source: RefSeq, a predicted model, not a curated record
AUGAUCGAUGACAAUCAGCGUUUGAAGGUGAGAAGCUGGAGGGCACCCGCAAUUAACCACACCUCGAAAGAAGCUCUCUCUGUGACUACCGAGCCAAACUCUCGCAACCGCCGGCCGCAAAGUAACGAUGCUGACUUCGUAGGGAUGUGUAAUGGACGACUGACUGUGUUACUAGCGGCCCAGGGUAGUGGACGAUGCGAGCCAUCCAAACAAGAACUACGCAAUCAUGCCACCCGUAGACGCCACGGGCACUACCUGUACAUUGCCGAGAGCCUGCCCUUAUCGCCAGAGACUCUCGCCGCCAUAUCAUAAUGUCGCCUCGUAACAAUGGAUACAUAAACUUUUCAGCUGCCUCCACCACUGAAUGAUUUUUUUUUCAGUUCCUCUUGUCACCGGCAUGUCCGGGCCCUUAUCGAUGUAUCAAAUAAC